AGCUUGACUCGAGACCCUCAAGACAUGAUAUCACCGGGUCAAAGCGGAGCUCGAUGUGAUGCUGCGUGGCUGGCUUGACAUUGUUAGAAUCAACCAAUGGCGACGGCUGAGUACAAGCACUCGAUUUUAUGGCGCGGAGAGGACCCGACCAAAACAAGAUUCAAGCCAGCUUAUGAUGGGUCCAAAAAAGUCACUAGGUAUCGCCGAGGACAGGCACCAGAAUGGGCCGAAGAGGGAAAGAAAGUGCAGAAGCGUCAAGAAAAACCAGAAGAAGACCUGCGGAAGGCCAAACGACGACGACAAGCUGCCGCCGUGGUCCUCGAGGCAGACAGUGCUAGCAGCCGGUUAGCUCGAUUGCAGCGGUCUGAGACAGGGGAAGAAAGAAAGGGUGAGACCGGCACAGAGAGGCUGUUGCGACACCGUCAAAUUGAAGAAGCAGUUAUUCUUGAAGCCGAACCAAAAGAUGAAGCAGAUGUCACCGAGGAGAAGAAAGAGGUCUUGAAAGAGGAGUUGGACUUAGAUUUGAAGCCUGGGGUGGCGGAGUUGAGUUUCGAGAUCAACGAAGAGGAUGAGGAUUUGGAAAUUCGACAACUUCGCCGAGAAAAGAUGCGGGAGAAGGCUUUGUCGAAGCGGAAAAUUGAAGAGGACGUCUUGAAGGUGGAACUGGAAGAAGAGCAGGAGGAAGUUGCAGAGGAGAGCGAGUACGAAUCUGAAUCUGAAGAAGAUGACCCAAGGCGUGGUCCCUUGAUGAAACCAGUCUUCGUGUCGAAGGCGAAUAGAGAAACUGUCCGGGAGAAGGAGAUGAUAGAAAAGGAGGAGGAAGAUGCUCGGAGAAAGAAGGAAGUCCGCGCACUUGAACGAAAGGCAGAGUCCAAAGUUUUACUCAUCGAUAAGAUUCAGGAGGAAGCCGAGGCUGAACGACUUGCAGCAGAAGAGGAUGAUCGUUCUGACAUCGAGCUGCUGGAUGAUGACGAUGAGAAGAACGAAGCAGAAGAGUACGAGCUUUGGAAGAUCCGUGAGCUGAAAAGAAUCAAGCGAGAUAAGGAGGAGCGCUUGCAAAGACAAAAAGAGAUUGAGUUUGUCCUCAAGCGAAGGCAAAUGACUGAUGAAGAGCGAGCCAAAGAUGAUGCAAGGCUUGAUGCAGCGAAUCCCAAAAGGGCUGAUGUGAAGCAGUUCAACUUCCUGCAGAAGUACUAUCACCGUGGUGGCUUCUUCCAGGACAAAGCAGCAUCAGGGGAAGAAGCGCUCUAUUUGCGCGACUACCAUGAACCGCUUGAAGAAGAGAAGUACGACAAGAACCUUUUGCCCAAAGCAAUGCAGUUGAGAAGAGGAGAAUUCGGCAAAAAGGGGCAGGUAAAGCACUCACAUUUGACGGAUGUUGACACCACAGACAUGUCUGCGGCAUGGUCUCAAAGCUCCAAAGUAGUUCAGAGGUACCAGGAGAAGAUGGCGGCAGCCAAAGGAGUAACAAACUUCGAGCGCCCAUCAAUGAAAAACAGGCUGCAGUGAAGCUCAGUGACUAGGUUGCUAGGCUAGCUACCUGUGGGCUGAAGGCGCCACAGUUG
Durusdinium trenchii is the source of this 1565-nucleotide messenger RNA. Lineage: Eukaryota; Dinophyceae; Suessiales; Symbiodiniaceae. The record is from the annotation of a GenBank genome assembly.